Coccinella septempunctata (seven-spotted ladybird) is the source of this 1870-nucleotide messenger RNA. RefSeq names its product cytochrome P450 4d8-like. The record is from RefSeq and is a predicted model, not a curated record. The transcript is spliced from 8 exons. Gene Ontology annotation, molecular function: heme binding; monooxygenase activity; oxidoreductase activity, acting on paired donors, with incorporation or reduction of molecular oxygen. NCBI's taxonomy places the organism in Eukaryota, Metazoa, Arthropoda, Insecta, Coleoptera, Coccinellidae. The coding region runs from base 194 to 1714 and encodes 506 amino acids.
UCGUUUAAUCUUUACUCCAUUAGCGAAAUUAAUCAGUUGUAAGUUCAGACAUGCAAGCAUGAAAAAAGUGCCGGCAUUUUUCUAUUGAUUUGAUGCGAAUAAUGAUACUGAUAGAAACAAUCAAUUUGAAAUUCAAUAGUUUUCAAUUGUGCAUCUUAUUUUUUUCUUGAGUGUGGUGUAUUAAAUUAACAAGAUGUAUGUUUUAUUAUGUGUUGUUAUUGUUCUUAUCAUAAGAGCCUGUUAUAAUAUUUCAUGUGCAAUGAGAAAACAACGGCGUAUAGAGAAAAUUGUUAUGAAAAACUUUCCGGGACCAGAACUGAAGUUUUUCUUUGGAAAUGCACUGGAUUUUGUAGGGAAUAAAGGCAUAUUAGAAGUCCUCUUGGAUUACAAGUCAAAAUUCGGAGACAUUGUUUAUACUCGUGUGGGACCCACAGCCAACGCCCUGAUAAUCUCCGAUUCACAUUUUAUGUGCGCCAUUCUUCAACCUCGCAGAAACCUGACCAAAGGACAUGUUUAUACGUUCACUGAAAAUUGGCUUGGAGAUGGGCUUUUGACAGCACCAGCUGAACUGUGGGAAAAAAAGCGAAAAUUGUUGACUCCAGCUUUUGAUUUUCAUCAAUUAAUGGAUUUCAUCAGCGUGUUCGAUAAGCAAUGCGAUAUACUUAUAGAGAAGCUGAUUGAUCAGGCACCUGUAGACUCCAUUAACAUCCACAGUCUCAUCAGUUUAUGUUCUCUGGAUAUUAUAUGUGAAACAGCCAUGGGUGUUAGCAUCGGAGCUCAGCGUAACCAAAAUAUGGAGUAUGUGGGAGCUGUCAGAGAAAUGUGCCGAAUUAUAGCAGAUCGAAGCCGUUCCGUAUUCAAAUCAAUGAAACCUUUUUACGUAUUAACCGAGGACUACCUCAGUGAAAAGAAAUGUGUGGAAAUCCUUCACCGCUAUACAGAUAGGGUUAUCGAACAAAAACGUACAGAACGUAAGAACAAAAAACCGGUAGUGAAGAAAAGACAAAUGAUAAAUAAGCGACACAUAUCAAAUCUCUUGGAAAUCCUUUUGGAUUACUCUGAUAAGGAAAAAGGUUUAUCCGAGAAAGAAAUAAAAGACGAAGUCCAUACAUUUAUGUUUGCAGGUCAUGAUACUGUGACAGCCGCUGUGAGUUUUUUCAUUUACGAAAUCGCCAAACAUGUGAAUGUACAGGACGAACUUUACAAUGAGCAACAAAGAAUUUUUGGUGAAAGUGAGGUCAAUAAAGCUAUGCAGGAAGAGCACAUAUUCCAAAUGAAACUAUUAGAUCUGGCCAUAAAGGAAUCAUUGCGGCUUUAUCCACCCGUACCGGUUUUUACAAGGAAAGUGACGAAUGAAUUCAGAUAUGAUGGCAAACUUAUUCCGGAAGGAAUUAAUCUUACACUUUUCAUAUAUGGAAUGCAUAGAAAUAGUAAAUAUUACGAAGAGCCAAAUACCUUCAAAUUUAGGAGGUUCGCAAACGGAUUAAUGCUACCACCAGGUGGAUUUGUACCAUUUUUACCAUUCAGUAAUGGAUCCCGAAACUGCAUUGGUCAGAAAUUUGCCUUGUGGGAAAUGAAAGUCAUGCUCUCCAAACUUAUAAGGCAAUUUGAGUUUAGGCCAGCCGAACCAGAGCAUAUACUCGACUUAAGAGCUGAAGUAGUCCUAACUUCGAAAAAUGGCAUCAACGUGAAAGUAAUAAGGAGACAAAAAUGAUACAAUAUAGCUUAUAUUGUAUUUAUAUCGUUAUUGUCCCGAACAUCCUUUUACGUUAUAUUUAUUGAUAUUUUUUCGGACGCAUUCGAAUUGUAUUCGAAAAACACGGUGAUUGUAUACUAUUUGAUUAAAAAUUAAUGAGAUGUUUUUAGAAAA